Lathyrus oleraceus (garden pea) is the source of this 1257-nucleotide messenger RNA. RefSeq lists its product as uncharacterized. The record is from RefSeq and is a predicted model, not a curated record. The transcript has 3 exons. Bases 1 to 1257 code for a protein of 418 amino acids. NCBI's taxonomy places the organism in Eukaryota, Viridiplantae, Streptophyta, Magnoliopsida, Fabales, Fabaceae.
AUGUACCCCUCUCUUGAGGUUGAACAACAUAGUGAGAAGAAUAACGAUUCCUCCUGUUCUGAGAAGGACAUGGCUGCUGAAGGUUUGUGCUCUCCAGGGCAAACUGUGUCUGGUAUGGGAAAAUUUGUGGCAUCUAAAACUGCCAAUGCUUCCCACACUGAGAAGUAUGAUGAUGCAAACGAUACUCAAAAAGGAAGAUUUAUGGUUGAACUUAUGUCAGCUAGAAAAACUAAGAAGACUGCUGGUAUUGGUCCCUCCAAAUCUUGGAGCAAGGUUGAAGUGAAGAAGAGGAAGGUUAGAGAAGAUUUUGAAUCUGAAAAGGAUGUUGAGGAAGAUGUCCCUGACAUCUCUCCUGUGAAGAAAACCACUGUGAGGAAGUCUCCUGUGAAAGUUGUUGUUGUGCAUUUGGAUAAUAUCUCUUUGUAUCUUGAGGAUGGAGCUUCCAAAUGGAAAUUUGUGAUUCAAAGAAGGGUGGUUAUGGAAAGGGAGUUAGGAAAGGAUGCUGCUGAAAUCAAGGAGGUCAUGGACCUGAUAAAGGCUGCUGGGUUGUUGAAGACUGCGGCUGGGUUCUCUCAGUGCUAUGAGGGUUUAGUUAAGGAAUUCAUUAUCAACAUUUCUGAGGAUAUUGCUGAUAAGAACAGCAAGGAAUUUCGCAAAGUGUUUGUGAGAGGUAAGUGUAUCACAUUCUCUCCCACUGUUAUUAACAAUUUUCUGGGAAGAAAAGUUAAGGGUGCAGGUGAAUUGGAAGCUACAGACAAUGAGGUCUGUAGAGAAAAUACAGCUAGGCAGGUGAAAGGGUGGCCUAUUAAAAAGCAUAUUCCUGUUGGGAAGUUGACUGUCAAGUAUGCUAUAUUGCAUAAAAUAGGAGGUGCAAAUUGGGUUCCUACCAACCAUAUUUUCAUAAUUGAUAAUACCCUUGGAAGGUUUAUCUUUGUUGUUGGAACCAAAAUGAAUUUUGACUAUGGCAAGCAUGCAUCUACUAAUGCAGUUAAGCUGCCUAUUACCUUUCCCUCUAUGAUUUGUGGGAUUAUCCUGAAUCAACACCCUGGUAUUCUGAGUUCUAAUGAUUUACCUAGUAGAAGAAAACCUGCUCUAUCUGUGCACUAUAAACUGUUUGAAGACAGUCAUGUCGAAGAUAUUGUCAUGACAUCUGCCAUGAAAAAUCCAGCCUCAAAAGUUGGAACUAUUGUUGAGCUUAAAGAGACUUGUAAAGAGCUGGGUGAAGGGAUAAGGGAAUUAUUAGCUGGUAUAUCUUAA